CCGUUGUGGUCGUCUUCACCACAUGCCAACAAAGUCCUUCACAAUCUUCAAGACUAGAGCAUCAUAGGUGGAGGACAAUGGAAGAGCUGGAUGCUUUAUUGGAGGAAUUGGAACGCUGCACCUUUCAGGACAGUGAGGAAUAUUCAAAUCCAGUUUCUUGUCCCUUGGAUCAGAAAUCCACAGAGAAGAGCAACCUUCCCCAAACUCCAAAGACCUUGUCAUCUCAGGGUAACACAAGUCCCUCGAAGAUGCAGCUCGCGUAUACGACCAACAUCCAGGAGCCCAAUGUCUACAGUGAGGUCCAAGAGCCAAAAGAAUCAGUACCACCCCCUAAAACCUCAGCAGCUGCUCAGCUGGAUGAGCUCAUGGCCCACUUGAGUGCAAUGCAGGCCAAGGUUUCAGUGAAAGCAGAUACCAGCAAGAAACCCUUGCCAGACCAGCAGGAUCACAAGGCAUCUCUGGACUCAAUGCUUGGGGGUUUGGAACAGGAACUACAAGAUCUUGGGAUUGCCACAGUCCCCAAGGGCUACUGUGCUUCCUGCCAGAAACCAAUUGCUGGGAAGGUGAUCCAUGCUCUGGGGCAAUCCUGGCAUCCAGAGCACUUUGUCUGCACUCACUGCAAGGAGGAGCUUGGCUCCAGUCCCUUCUUUGAACGGAGUGGCCUGGCCUACUGCUCAAAAGACUACCAUCACCUUUUCUCUCCACGCUGUGCCUACUGUGCUGCUCCCAUCACGGAUAAAGUGCUGACAGCAAUGAACAAGACAUGGCACCCAGAGCACUUCUUCUGCUCUUACUGUGGAGAGGUGUUUGGUGCAGAAGGCUUUCAUGAGAAGGACAAGAAGCCAUACUGCCGAAAGGAUUUCUUAGCCAUGUUCUCACCCAAGUGUGGUGGCUGCGACCGCCCAGUGUUGGAAAACUACCUUUCAGCCAUGAACACUGUCUGGCACCCAGAGUGCUUUGUGUGUGGGGACUGCUUCAGUAGUUUUUCUUCUGGCUCCUUCUUUGAACUGGAUGGCCGUCCGUUCUGUGAACUCCAUUACCAUCACCGCCGAGGGACCCUCUGCCAUGACUGUGGGCAGCCCAUCACUGGCCGCUGCAUCAGUGCCAUGGGGCAUAAGUUCCAUCCUGAGCACUUUGUGUGCGCUUUCUGCCUGACACAGCUGCCAAAAGGCAUCUUUAAGGAGCAGAACAACAAGACCUACUGUGAAAAGUGCUACAUUAAGCUCUUUUCACAGUAGUUCCCCUUUGACCCACAUCUGCUUCAUGUUCCCUAUAAAACUGAGGCCAAGAUAGGAAAGACCACACUUUCUGUCUUCAACCUUCUGUUCAGUGGGCUAAUAGAGUACAAAAAAAUAAACAAAUAAGGGUAUUUGUAGAUGUUACUAGGCUUAUAACCUUAAUUUUGAAGAUGCUUCUCAUUACUUUUUAAUUUUGUAUUUGCAUUUAGAUUUAGAUCAUGCUAUCAGCACCCUCUGAGGGUAUAUUUCUUAUGUGCACAGAUUUUUUUUCCACUGCUGGUUUACUGUUUCUCACUUUUAUCUCUACUGAUGCCCCAUUCAGAUCUUCAGAUUUGGGCCACAGGAUUUUACUCUCUUUGCUAUCAGGGGUCAUGGUGCUACUCUUAAACACUUAGUGUCUCUGCUUUUUGCCUUUUAAGCAGAAGUGUAUUUUAACUGACACAUGAUGAAUAAAGCAUCUUGUUGUUUGUUGACUCAC
This is a messenger RNA of Arvicanthis niloticus (Nile rat), 1716 nucleotides long. It is a transcript of the gene Lpxn, whose product is annotated as leupaxin. Gene Ontology annotation, biological process: negative regulation of B cell receptor signaling pathway; transforming growth factor beta receptor signaling pathway; endothelial cell migration. NCBI's taxonomy places the organism in Eukaryota, Metazoa, Chordata, Mammalia, Rodentia, Muridae. The record is from RefSeq and is a predicted model, not a curated record.